AUGGUUAGUAGUGACUCUGGUUUUAGUGUGGGUUUUGGCAAGGAAGUUCGCGACGUCAUUGGCGGCGAGGGCGGCAGCUAUAACCCGCCCUACUCCCGUGACGACGACGGGCUUCCGACCUUUGAUGUCGAUUCCAAGCUGGGACCCGGGGAUAUUAAUAUCCGCCAGUUCGAGCCCUGCGGGAUAUGCCCCUUCGACGGCGAGGAACCCAAUACGCUGGACUGA
Molecule: messenger RNA, 225 nt
Organism: Sparassis crispa
Lineage: Eukaryota; Fungi; Basidiomycota; Agaricomycetes; Polyporales; Sparassidaceae
Exons: 3
Coding region: 1-225 (74 amino acids)
Source: RefSeq, a predicted model, not a curated record